This is a messenger RNA of Lytechinus variegatus (green sea urchin), 657 nucleotides long. Its product is annotated as basic proline-rich protein-like. NCBI's taxonomy places the organism in Eukaryota, Metazoa, Echinodermata, Echinoidea, Temnopleuroida, Toxopneustidae. The coding region runs from base 1 to 657 and encodes 218 amino acids. The transcript has a single exon. The record is from RefSeq and is a predicted model, not a curated record.
AUGGCGCCCACGCCGGGGACCCUGCGCCCCCGGACGACCCCGCCCCCGCGGCAAAAAGUCCCCCCAGCGGACGCCCGGCUCCGAUUCGGCCGAGCCCAGCCGCCCGGUCGAGGGGGGUGCCGCUGCCUGCCGGACCCGCCCGUGGAAAAUCCGAGGACGGGCCCCGGCCGCCCCGGCACCCGGCCCACCUUGGGCAAACCGGGGACGCCGAGUCCGAUGGCGCCCACGCCGAGGACCCUGCGUCCCCGCCAGACCCCCUGGCCGCAGGUCGAAAGACCCCUCCCCAGACACACCGCGUACAACACGCGAGUCAAUGGGAAAUUCGCCAUCGAGGGCGACGCCGGACGACCCGACGGCGCGGCGGCGGAGGGCCCGGCCCGCCCCGGGCAAACCGAGGACGGCGGAUCCGAUGGUGCCCACGCCGGGGACCCUCCGCCCCCGGACGACCCCGUUCUCGGGGAAAACGCUCCGCCGGGCGGACCCCCGGCCCCUUCCCCCGCUGCCUCGAGAUCGGCCGGUCACAAGGACCAAAGAACAAAAAGACAAAAGGACAAAAGACAGAAAAACAGAAAGACUAAAAGACAAAAAGACAGGACAAAAGAAAGACAGGACGCUUUUUGGCCGUUGGGGAUCCGCAGGUCAGAACCUUCUGCUUAA